Molecule: messenger RNA, 651 nt
Organism: Pelmatolapia mariae (spotted tilapia)
Lineage: Eukaryota; Metazoa; Chordata; Actinopteri; Cichliformes; Cichlidae
Gene: cart4
Product: cocaine- and amphetamine-regulated transcript 4
Exons: 4
Coding region: 132-464 (110 amino acids)
Biological process (GO): negative regulation of appetite; cellular response to starvation; G protein-coupled receptor signaling pathway
Molecular function (GO): neuropeptide hormone activity
Source: RefSeq, a predicted model, not a curated record
GGAGAGGGAGAGGAAAACCUAAAGAGAAACAACUACCUGACUGAAAUCAGACACCACAGAAGAAGAGUUUGUGACACCUUCCUGGAGGAUCUUUAAUUAUUAGUUUAAAGUUUUUAAAGGUGCUUUUGGAGAUGGAGAGCAAACGAGCCGUGGUCUAUCUGUCCGUCUGUCUGUCUGUGCUGACAUCACUCUGUCAAGGCCAAAGGUCAGGCAACAGCCACCUGCUGUCUGCGCCCGAUGACCCAACCCUCGGACUCACAACCAGUGAGCUGGCUGAAGCUCUGCAGGGUCUUCUGGAUGAAGCUGACAGCUCAGCCGGUCUCUCUGUGGAGAAAAAAGCCAGCGUGAUCCCGCGGUGUGAUGUGGGUGAGCGGUGUGCGAUGAAACACGGACCUCGGAUUGGUCGGCUCUGCGACUGUCUGAGAGGAACAGCCUGCAACACCUUCUUCCUGCGCUGCUACUGACCACUCGCACACAUUUUCCUCAUGAGGACCUAAACUCGGUCUGGGCGCUCACACAUACAGUGCUCAGAAAGACAGAAGUGCACUCUCUCACCAAUCGUCUCGCUGCAUAUUUUAGUCUUUGUUUUAAAGUUUUUGGUGUUUGUCCUUCAGAUUAAUUUAUUUUUGUUAAUAAAGAUUCUUCAUAAAG